AUCAAGUGUUGAAGAUGUUGCAAAUUUGUCAGUAUCUGCUUCGUAAUUUAUCACUCGGUAAUCUCGGGACAUACGCCCGUAUUGCUGCAAGGUCGUUCAGCAGAUCUGGGACCAAAUGUAAUGCCGGAUUAAUUAUUAUUGGAGAUGAGAUUCUGAAAGCCCAAGUGAAGGACACAAAUUCCUUCUUCAUGUGCUCAUUACUCUGGGAAUGUGGCAUUAAAGUUGAAAAAAUAUCGGUGAUAAGUGAUGAUAUUGACACAAUAGCAAAAGAGAUAACAGAGUUCUCUGGGAAGUACAGGUACGUGAUAACAUCCGGGGGAAUUGGACCGACUCACGAUGACAUGACCUUUGAGGGAUUGGCAAAGGCUUUCAAUGACUCACUGCAUUGUCAUCCGACGAUUGUGGACAUUGUCAAGGACGUUUACAAGACCGAAGAUCGAAAUUCUCCAGCUUUUAAAAUAGCACACAUCCCCAGGAAGUCUGUGCUGAAGUUCGGGAAGAGUCCGGAAACUGGGGAGACUCUCAAAUUUCCCUGUGUUAACGUCGAAAAUGUCUACGUUUUUCCGGGAUCUCCUGUGUAUUUUGAGAGAUUGUUUCACAGCCUUUGCAGGGAUCUAUUCAGGGGCGAAAAAAAAUUCGUAAAGAGAGAAUUAUUUUUAGACGCUAAAGAGGAGUCUUUUGCAGACGCAUUAACAAACGUGGCUAGAGAAUUUCCAAGUGUCGCUUUCGGCUCUUAUCCUGUCAGCGGGGAAAGUUAUUAUAAGGCAAGAGUGACGAUUGAGAGUGACAACGAGACUGAAACAUUAAAAGCACAGGAGAGAUUUCGUAGCUUGGUCCCACGAGAGGUAUUCAUAAAUUACGACAAACAUCCUCACAUCGACGCUCAUGAAAAAUUCUCAGUAUUCGUCGAGACUUGUCAGAGUGAAAUAUAUAAAAAAACUGUAGAGGAACUCAGAAAAGUCUACGAGAAGGCAAAUGAAGUUGCAAUUUGCUUCGAUGGGAGCAUAGAGUCCACUGCGUUACUUCACUUGGCUCACGUGGCACAGAUGCAAUUGGGAAGUUCCUCGAAAAUUAAUUUGAUAAUGUUUAAAUAUGAGGAGUGGCUUCCUGAAGUCGAGAAGUUCAUCGAAGCCAUUACGUCGAGAUACAAUCUCAACAUAAUAGCCCUGAACCAGCUCCCUCAGGAGGCAGCGAAGAGCCUGAAAGUGUCUCACCCAGAUAUAAAAAUUUUAUUACUGGGAAUAAAAUCGAGAAAUAAAGAUAACGGCCAGUAUCACAGUUUUGCUAGACAUCCUAGCAUCACAUCAAUGAUUAUUAAGUGUCCCUUGAACGGAUGGACAGUCGACAGUUUAUGGACAUUAGCAAGAUCUCUCAGUCUACCAUAUUGCUCGUUAUACGACAAAGGAUAUACCUGCGUAGGUGGUCGUAAGGGUACAAAGCCCAAUGUGAAUUUAAUAACUGAAGAUAAGGAAACAUGUCAACCAGCCUGGAAAUUGAAUAGUGAAGAGAAAUAACGGCGAAUCGUCUCUCAUCGAUUUGUUAUUAAUUAUUUUUGGAGAUAAUAACACGAUUUGAUAACAUUGAAGCCCGUGAGUUCAUAUGAAAAUGUCCGAGAAUAUUUUUCUACAGAAUUUACAGACUACAAAGAAGAAGUAAUUCUGGAUUUUGAAAAUAAAUGUAUUUUGUUAUUUUUAAUUUUUUUAUCCCACGAAGAACCAAAUAAUAUCGUCUUCAAGACAUUAUUCAUGUUUAUCUAUUUAUUCAAUUGCCUUGCGCUUUAUAUCUACAUUUUUCAAUUACUUUAUUCGUAAUCUA
This is a messenger RNA of Diachasmimorpha longicaudata, 1815 nucleotides long. RefSeq names its product FAD synthase-like. NCBI's taxonomy places the organism in Eukaryota, Metazoa, Arthropoda, Insecta, Hymenoptera, Braconidae. Bases 15 to 1514 code for a protein of 499 amino acids. Gene Ontology annotation, molecular function: catalytic activity. The transcript is spliced from 7 exons. The record is from RefSeq and is a predicted model, not a curated record.